This is a messenger RNA of Myxocyprinus asiaticus (Chinese sucker), 810 nucleotides long. RefSeq lists its product as uncharacterized. Bases 205 to 723 code for a protein of 172 amino acids. The transcript is spliced from 2 exons. The record is from RefSeq and is a predicted model, not a curated record. NCBI's taxonomy places the organism in Eukaryota, Metazoa, Chordata, Actinopteri, Cypriniformes, Catostomidae.
UCUUGCCGGUUACUAUUUGGGAAGGAGGAUGCAGAACUUCUGCUAGUUUUUGCUGAAAAACAUUUCGUUUUUAGUUCCUGGUGCCCGAUAAAGGCACCGGUUUUUGCACGCUGUGAUAAGGAGGAGGGCGGGGCCGGGCCGUGAUAACGCAUGCCCGGCCCCCAAUAGGGCUAAUCAGCCGAGGAGAGGGAUAAGUGCAAUGAGAUGUGGCAGUUCGAGAGCGAGAGAGCUAUACCAUUGAACCCUGUUACAUUGGUGCCGAUACCCGGGAAGCCGCAGGCAUCCGCUGGGGGACGGAGGAGUUGCUACCGGCCGCCUGGACGUGGAGGAAAGGCCGCCGUGCGCAAGGGGAGGAGGGGCUCACUGCCGGCUACCUGGAGUGGUAGAGCCGCUGCCAGGGGCGGAGGAGUUCCCUACCGGCCGCCAAAAUGCGGCGGGUUCGGAGGAACGGCCGCCGUCCGCGAGGGGAGGAGGGGCUCACUGCUGGCUACCUGGAGUGGUAGAGCCGCUGCCAGGGGUGGAGGAGUUCCCUACCAGCCUCCGAAACGUGGAGGGGCGUUCCAUCCGCCAGGGGUCGUAGGACUGGCUCCGGUCCGCCCAGGGAGCAGCGGCUGUUGUCCGUUAGAGGGUGGAGGAUUAAUCGAGGACCAGGCGACGGCAUGUUUGGGAACUGGCGAGUCGCGGAAGGCGGGUUCCGGAAGGGCAUCCCAUGGAGAGGGAUAAGUGCAACAAGAUGAGGCAGUUCGGGAGAGAGAGAGCUACAGGCAGCUGCCUUGUAUGCGUUUAUGUUUGUGUGUUUUUGUGUUUGAG